AUGGUUUUUCUGUUCCCUUCUUUUGUUCUGCACAUUAUUACAGGGGGUGCAUCUGCAUUAAGGACUAAGUCAAAUUUAAAGUUUAAGCUGAUUUUAUCUGGAAAAACACUGAAUUCCCACAAGGACUUUAUAACUCGUCUUAACCAACAAGUUCACCUGAAGGAGGUGAAUACAGAGGAUGAGUGUGAUUUUAUUCUGGGUUUCUGCACGAUUGUGACACGAGCUGGAACUGACAUUGAAGCAGCAAUGAAACGUCUACAUGAUAUUUCAGACACCAAACCUGUAGUCCUGGUGGUGCUCCAUCACACAUUUGAUCCAGAGCGUGUUGUUCCAGACAGCAUCAGAUGUGUAAACAGAAAGAAUAUGAUCGCAGUCGACUGUCUGUUCUAUGAAGAUAAAGGAUUACUGCAGUGUCUGAAGAAUAAUGAAUCACUGGACAAAACUUCACAAUAUCUGAAGGAAUAUAUAAACUGUGAAAACAUGAAAAGGCAAAAGGAAGGUGAAAGGUCAGAAACAGUGAUAAACAAAGAUAAAGAGCUGGAAACCAGUACAAAUAAACUGGACACACUGGGACAGGAGCUGCAGGACCAGCAGAGACAACUGCAGGACAUGAUGACCGUAGUGGAGCAACAGAAAUCUGAGUUAGCAGAAAAAAACCAACAGCUGGAAGAGAAAGACAGACUUCUAACUGAGAGAGAGACACAGCUAAUGGGAAGAGACAAAGAUCUUCAGGAGAAAGACAGACUUCUGACAGAAAAUACACAAACACUUCAGAAGAAGGACAAGACACUGGAAGAGAAGGAGAAACAGCUCAUUGAAGUAAGAGAAGAAUUGAGAAAAUCAAAUAUGACGUUAGAAAAGAAUCAGACACAAUUGAAGGACAAAGAGAGACAACUGGAGAGUGUGGUGAAAGAACUGGAAACCAGUACAAAUAAACUCACAGAAAGAGAUAAACAACUUCAGGAGAAAGACAAACAGCUCAAACAGACAAGAGCUGAACUGGACAAAACAUUUAAGGAGUUAGAAGACAGUCAGCGACACGUGGAGGAGAAAAACACACAACUAGAGAAUCUGAACAAACUGCUGAAGGAGAAAGAAACACAGCUGAAGAACACAGAUAAAGAGCUGGAAACCAGUACAAAUAAACUGGACACACUGGGACAGGAGCUGCAGGACAAGCAGAGACAACUACAGGACAUGAUGAUCGUAGUGGAGCAACAGAAAUCUGAGUUAGCAGAAAAAAAACAACAGCUUAAGGAGAAAGUAAGUCUUCUAACUGAGAGAGAGACACAGCUAAUGGAAAGAGACAAAGAGCUUCAGGAGAAAGACAGACUUCUGACAGAAACUAGACAACUGGAGAUGAAGGAUGAGACCCUGGAACAGAAGGGCACACACUUUUUUCAGCUAAAGAAAAAAGUUAAAUGCUAUGAAGUCAUUCCUCCAAAGGUACAAGCACCUUGUGAACAGUUCACAAAAGAACUUAAAAAAAUAAGAAAAUCUAUGAAGAUGUCUACAGAGGAGGAGUGUAAAGCAAUUCUAUAUUAUGUCCCCAUUGUUUCACGAGCUGGAACUGAUAUCGAGGCUGCACUGCAAAAACUUAACAGCUUUGGAGACAAAUACAUCGCACUAGUGGUGCUCCAUCACACAUUUGAUCGAGAGCUCAUUACACCAGACAGCAGCAGAACUGUGACCAGAGAAAAAACUUUCAUCGUUGACUGUCUGUUCAGUGAGGACGAGGGACUGUUCUCGUGCCGCAAGAAUGACGAAGCAAUAAAAAAGGUUGCAGAGUGGCUUAAGUUUGUGAAACACGACAAACAGGACCCUAAGAAAAAAAAAGUGAAGCCAGUGAGGAAAAUGAAGCAAUAACAACCAGACAGAAGAAAAACGAGCUAAAGGAAGGGUGGCUCUUACAAUAGAAUAGUACAUAUUGAAUUACUUAAAUGGCAGGGCUUUAUGGGUGCUUAUACUUUUCCUAAAACUGGCUGCUCAAAAGAUUUAUUUGGCUUUUUAAAAUAUUUUUUAAUUAAUAUACAAAUGGUUUUGCUACACCAGAAAAACCAGUAUUGAAUAAGUACUAAUACAUGUGUAUUAAAUGCUAAUAGAAUAAACUGUGUUUCAUUUCUGAUUAACAAAAUGAAUAAAAGCUGAAAUGAACAUCAGAAAUCUUUA
Messenger RNA from Tachysurus vachellii, 2169 nucleotides. Its product is annotated as interaptin-like. Bases 1 to 1866 code for a protein of 621 amino acids. The record is from RefSeq and is a predicted model, not a curated record. Lineage: Eukaryota; Metazoa; Chordata; Actinopteri; Siluriformes; Bagridae. The transcript has 12 exons.